GCCCAGACGCUGAACGGUAGAUGUGCGCGCGCACUUACGGUCUGGUCCGUUCUGUGCUGGGGAGGAGGACACGCAUUUCAGGAUAGGAUAGUGUCUGGGCAUUCAGUACAGAGUAGGAUUUCAUUGACACAGGACACAAAAGCUCCUCCAAAAUGAAUAUAGUAUUGGGAAAUUGUGUGGGAAGCUGCGACCAAUUGGCCGGACCACCACCUGACUUUAUACUAUCGAUGCCGCCGCCGCCAUUGCCAUCGUUCCUCAUCAGCAAACCGAUAACCAUCGAGACUCUGAUGCCGCCGUCCAACGAGUCGCAGCCGUGCUUUGCCGCAUUCAUGUGCGGUGGCCAGGGGGGCCAGGGCCAGCACAAUGACAGCAAUGGCAAUGCUCUGAUGGAGCUGGUGCGUAGCAGCGAUACCAGGAGUCUGGAGAAUGUUUGGUUCUUUGUCUCCUCCUGUGUGGGCAUAUUCGUGCUGGGCUGCUUCCUGGCCAUCAUUGUGAUCCGAUGCAGGGAGACAUUCCUCUCCUACCACGACGCAAACAUCAAGCAGACGGCCAUCAAUGCCUUGGGCGAGGCAACCAAAUCGAAUGCCUUCUCCUCGGGCGGCAUACUGUAUCCUUGUGCGACGGCCAACAGUAGGGACCUGCUGCAGAGUCAGCUGGUGAAUGAUAGCCGCCUGCUGUGGGCCACUCUAACACCGCACGGCACUAGGCACUUUAUCAUUGAAAACUCCCAGGAUGGAGGGCACUACGAGUCGGUGGAUUAUCGCGGCAAGGCCCACAGUCAGGUGUUUCGCGGCUAUGCCAAGCACUCGCAAUCGUUUGUCAAGUCGUUUGAUAAUAAUGGUUUCGUUGAUUAUGACUAUGAGGAUCCCACACCUUUGAUGGAUUCCUAUCACGAUGACAUGGACUCGGGCUAUCAGGAGCCCCAUGAGGUGACCGGCUCGCUGAAUCAGUCGUCCCCCAUGCAUGGCCAUGCAACAGCCAAUGACACACCGACAAAUGUGAACACCCUAUCGAUUAGCCGCAAGACCACUCUGUCGCGCCGCAUCAGCGAUGCCUCCUCGCACAACGGGACAACGAUGUAAUGUCUGCUGGGUGCCGCACGAGUUUCGUUAUGUAAAUUACACCGAAAAAGAGUGAGGAGGGUGCAGGUCCAUCCACAACUAACUACUACAGAUCGUCACAGUAUUUUCGAUACAGAUUCCAGACACAGAGAUACUGAUGAUAUUUUAGUCUACUCUUAAGUAGGGGGAAUACAGACACAAAAGAUACCGAAUACAGAUCGGAGGAAUAGAAAGCAAUACUAAUGUUGAUUAAGUAUAGAUUCGCGCUAAUCGUGCAUCGAACCAAAACAAAAACAAAAAAAACAAACAGAACAAACUAAUAUACGCAUUGAUCGCUCUCUCAAUUGCUUUUUAAACUCGUACGUGCAUCAGAAAAACCCACACACACACACACAAACUAUAAAACUAAAUACUACAAAUACUAGAACUACUAAACUACUACAACUACUAAGCAUACUAAAAACUAAAAACUAAUCAAUUAGUUUCGGGCAACAACUAUUGUAUCUCAUUACAUGCAUACCUAUUGAACCGAUUUCUCAAACGCUGGAUUGAAUAAUUAUAAAAUUUUAAACGUACACA
Molecule: messenger RNA, 1640 nt
Organism: Drosophila miranda
Lineage: Eukaryota; Metazoa; Arthropoda; Insecta; Diptera; Drosophilidae
Exons: 4
Coding region: 153-1082 (309 amino acids)
Source: RefSeq, a predicted model, not a curated record